GAAAUGAUAAGCUCUUGCAACGCAAUGGCAGAUAUUUAUAUAGAGUAGAUUGUAAAAUGAACUAGAAGCCUAAACACCCACACAAGGCACCGAUUCUGGACCACAGCCAGUAAAAGCCGGCGAUAGGGUUUACAGCUAUCUGAAAAUGGGCGGCGCCACCAACAAAUUAUUCUCUCUCCUCUCAUCCUCCACCACGUCCACCGCCGCUGUCGCCGCCGCCGCCGCCCCUUUCCCUCUCCUUCUCCACCGCCGCCGCCGCUUCUGCACCUCCAUCCUCCUCCUCCGCAGCCGCCACAAACCCUUUCUCCUCUCCCGUGGGCCGCACUUCCUCACACUCUCAGUCUCUCCCUCCUCUCCCACUCCCACUCCCACUCCCAACGCCCCUCGCCAUUUCCACUCUGCUCUCCACGACCACCAUUUCUCUUCCGCCUCGCCGUCGCCGGUUCUCUGCCCUGAGUGGUCGGACCUCCUCCACGCCCUCUCCGCCGCCGGCUACUUCGAUCGAAACUCCGGGUUUCGCCUUUCCGAUGAGCUCUCCAGCUCUCUCCAUUUGCCUGACGACUUCGCGCGUGCUGCCUCCGCCUGCUUGGAGUUCGCGCGCGACCGUGCCGCUCUCGUGAGAUUGCUUUCAAGGAGAGAUGUGGAAGUGCUGAUUCGAAAUGGGACUCCGUUUCUUUUCAGAGAUGCCGAUGAUUCCGCCGCAAAGCUGAGGGCUUUUCUUUUCAAUGGCGAAUCCAAUGAGUUGGAUAUUGAUAAAGUGAGCACGGUUGAUUUGAUGAGAUUCAUAUUGAGUUAUGCUAGCAACCUCGUCUUUCCUUCGGAAAGUAAUAGUCUCUACAAUAGAGAACUUGUCGAAUCAUCUGUCAGGAAUCUGUUGCAUGAAUUGGCCAAGCUGUGUUAUGUUGUUCCCGAUCCGAAUUCCUUUGGUUCAAUGCAAAAUCAGUUAGUUGAUGGAAAUAAAGAACCCGUGAGACCUUUUGGGCAAAAAAUUGAAAUGAAAAGAGGCGACUGGAUUUGCGCACGGUGUAGUUUCAUGAACUUCGCUAGAAACCUAAAAUGUCUCGAAUGUGAGGAGGCACGACCAAAGAGGCAACUAACUGGUGGAGAAUGGGAGUGUCCCCAAUGUGAUUUCUUCAACUAUGCGAGAAACACGGUAUGCUUGAGGUGUGAUUGCAAGCGCCCUGGAGAGGUCUCAGUUAGUCCCUCCAAUACUGGAUUUGGUGGGGGGUAUCAAAAUGGUAGCAAUUCAGACAAGGCUGAUAUUGACAGCCGACUGGCUGCCAAUGAAGAGAAGGCACAGAGGUGGUUUAGUAAGAUAUCUCAGCUCGACAGUACAUCUGACAUUAGUAGCAUAGCAGAUGAUGAUUUCCCUGAAAUAAUGCCAUUGAGGAAAGGUGUUAAUAGAUUUGUUGUGAGCACAAGGAAAACUCCGUUAGAGAGGAGGAUGGCUAACUCCCAAUACCAAACCAACUUGGAUGGUCAGCGGUUUGGACAGUCCAAAGGGAGAAAUUCAAAUUAUGUCCCAUAUGUGCCAUUACCUCCUGAUAUGUUUGCAAAGAAACCAGAGAAUUCGGAGGCAGAGAAUGGAGGGAAGGCGCUUGCAGGCCGUCAUGAAUCGGUUGCAUCAAAUAGUAAUACAAGAGAGUGGGCAGACAGUGCUGCUGGAAGCCAUAAAUCAGAAGAGAUUGUGAAGAAGCAAUUGAACCAGGCUGAAAGCAAUAAAGAGAAAGAACAAAAUGAAAAAUCUGAAAGAUGGUUUGAGAAGGUUGCGGAACUGCAUAAUGUUACUGAUCUAGCUAGUGAAAUUUCGGAUGAAGAUUUCCCGGAAAUUAUGCCAAUGCGUAAAGGAGAGAAUCGAUUUGUUGUCAGCAAGAAGAAAGAUCGUUCGUUGACUUCUCCGGCUUACAAGAGACAAAUGGCUAUGGAGCAAGCGAGCAAUACCAAAUUCGUGCCCUUUGUUCCCUUCCCACCAGAUUACUUUGCAAAAAAGGACAAACCACAAGCGGAUGGCACCGAGCUGGUUAAUAAGGAUGCUGCUGAAACAACUCCAAGUUCUAAAACGACAGAAAAGCUUCCGGAAGGGUCGGACAGUGCUAGACCACGGAUGCUCAAUGAGAAUUAUGUUCAGCGAACAGAAGAUCGUGUAAGCUUGGACAGCUGGAAUUCAGUGCCUUCCGGCAAUAACUUAAGCGAGAAUGAAACUCAUGCCACUUAUGCACCACCAGCCAGCGGAAAAUUUACCCAGAAUUGUGCUAAAUCCUAUAGCAGCACUGAUGACAACUUGGGCGGUGGAGAAGCUCAAAAUAGUACACUAGAUUUGGCUGGAAGUUCACUUAAACAAUCCGAGAACCAGAACACUAGAGAGGGCUGGACUGGAAAGAGCUUGGAGGGGUCAGCAGUGAAAGAACCGGAUCCUUUAGACAUGUCAGAGGAGGCCAAGGCGGAGAGAUGGUUCCGACGAGUUGCCCAGAUCAAGGACAUCUCGGAACUCAGUCAAAUUCCUGACGAAGACUUCCCGUCGAUUAUGCCGAUGCGGAAAGGGGUGAACAGGUUUGUUGUGAGCAAGAGGAAAACACCUCUAGAGAGGAGGCUGACAUCUCCCCAGUACAGAAGAAAUCUCCCCAUUGUGAGCUCUGAUCCAGUUAAAAAGGACAAUGAUCGUAGCUAAAGUAUGGAGAUUUUUCCUGUUCUAAAAAUUUUUGACUCGUGAUGUUGAUCAUUUUUAUUCUUCAUAAUAGUCCUAGAGAAGGACGAACUGUUUAGUGUUAAAACUAUAUAUGUGUUGUAAUGUGUAUAAAGAUUUUAGCAUUUGAGCCAAGUAAAAUAAAUUAAUUAAGAUGAUUA
This is a messenger RNA of Morus notabilis, 2844 nucleotides long. RefSeq names its product zinc finger protein VAR3, chloroplastic. The coding region runs from base 146 to 2668 and encodes 840 amino acids. NCBI's taxonomy places the organism in Eukaryota, Viridiplantae, Streptophyta, Magnoliopsida, Rosales, Moraceae. The record is from RefSeq and is a predicted model, not a curated record. Gene Ontology annotation, molecular function: mRNA binding. The transcript has 6 exons. Gene Ontology annotation, cellular component: cytoplasm.